Funneliformis mosseae is the source of this 131-nucleotide messenger RNA. The record is from the annotation of a GenBank genome assembly. NCBI's taxonomy places the organism in Eukaryota, Fungi, Glomeromycota, Glomeromycetes, Glomerales, Glomeraceae.
UACCGCCGACUUCGUGGAUAUCAAAUUGGCAUAAACGUCUUAAAAAAGGUCAUCCACCAACCUUAGAGGAUAGUCAAACGCAUGAUUGGCAUAAUCUUUCUUUUGACACUCUUUGCUACAAUAAUACUUAG